GACGAUAUGUUAUGCAGACAGCACAUUGAAAAACGGGUUUGAAUUAAAUAUUAAAUGUCAGCGCUUAUAUCGUAUAAGUAGUAAAUAAGCAGAGCUUUGUGUUGAGCUAGUAUUUUAUGGAUAUGAUAUGUGUUUGAUUUCUGACAUUUGCAUUAAAUCUAUUGGAUGAAAAUAGGAAAACAAAACUGAUGAAAAAUGAUAAACAUUGUAUUGAAUUUUCAGAACAGGAAUCUGCCGAUAAUAAAACUAACUCUAAAAGGUGCGCAUAAUAAAAAGUUUGUCUUAAAAACGAUAUAUGUUAGUUUCGAGAGAGUAGGAAAGUGUUUUUACUUGUCUAUGACAAUUGAGCUGACAAAUGAAAAAAGAUACAAAAUGAGAUUUUCUUGGAUCAAUGAAAGAACAAGAAAUUGAUUUUCAUAACAAGAAAACGUUGAUUUUAUGAACAUAAAAAACAGUUUGUGAUUCUAGCAUUAUGAAACAAUCAGAGUAUAUUCUAUUAAUGCCAGACCCGUUAAAAUUAUCUAUAAAUAUUUCGGAAGAACAUAAUGGCAGUACGUUGACUCCAGGUGCAGGAAGUAAUGGUACAUUUGUAUCAGACGACAAACAGCAUUUUGUGCAUUACAUUCUUUAUGUGAUUGGCGUGCUGGUGACGUCGGCAACUGUAAUUGGUAAUGUGUUAGUAAUUGUCGCCGUGAUAAGUGAUAAGCGUCUGAGAAAAGUGGGAAAUGUCUUUAUCAUCAAUCUUGCAGUAAGCGACUGUCUUGUGGGCAUAUUUGUCAGCCCCUUGGCAAUAACAUAUGACAUUACUAGUGACUGGUUACUGGGAAACGUUAUGUGUGAUAUAUGGGUAUCAUUGGACAUUAUUAGCUGUACAGCGAGUAUUCUGAAUUUGUGUGCAAUAGCAUAUGACAGAUAUCGUGCUAUAACUGAACCGAUGACGUAUGCUCGACAAAGAACAUUCUCUCGUGCUUGGUGUGUUGUAGCGUUCGUUUGGAUUUAUUCCUUUCUUAUAGCACUUCCGAGAUUUCUUGGUUGGAGGGAUGAAGAUGAAGAGGCGCAAGAUGGAAACUGUUUUAUAAGCAGGGAAAUCGGUUAUACGUUGUAUUCAACAUUUGGUGCUUUUUUUCUCCCUCUCUUAUUCAUGAUCUUCUUCUAUUAUAGAAUUUUUUGCGCAACUUGCACGAGAAAAAAAAGCUGGAGUUUACAUAGAGGUCAUUUGAACUUUAUUACGAAUAAUGAUGAAAACGUAGAUAAGAGUAAUGUACUGUCAUGUUAUUUGUGCAGGCUUUUGCCAUGUUUUUCUAAAGGACAGGCAUUACCUCCUACUACAACUGAACAGGCAACUCAAACUUCUAAUAAUGAGUUAUGCAAUGUUAUAAACAUAACAGAAACAGAGUCAGAAGUGGACAAUCGAAGAGAAAGUAUUGAGCCUGAAAUUUUGGCUAUUUUCCAAAUGAGACACCGAUCAGAACGAAUAUUUUCAAACGCGACCGUGUCAAGCUUUGGGUCUACAUUUUAUUCCUCGACAGAUUCCUCAAACACGGCAACAACCUCAUUUUCCGAAGGAAGUGACAGAAGUAGCAGUAUAAGUGCUGAGUGUAGAGAUCGCAGCUCCAGCACCUGUACAACAGGGAGUAGAAGUUUUAGUUCCGGUCCAGAUACUGCAAGGAGACUAAGCGCAUUUCGCGCUCAUCGUUUAUCAAAUCCAAGACAUAGUGCUUUGCAGGCUGAAGUUAUACACGAGAUAGAAAAAACAAUGAUUGAGUCAAGUUAUCCUGAAAACGUUGAACUAAAGGCAACAGGAACUGCUUUAGAAACGGAUGAUACUCAUGAUGAGCUGAGCGAAGAGGAUAAAACAGGCGACCAACCAAAGCAUAAACGACGAAAGUCGCUUAAAUCGGCUACAUUUAGACGCAGAAACUCUAGAAAAAGCAGGAAAAUGGCAAUGAAUCAAGAGAAAAGAGCAGCAAAAACAUUAGGUGUGGUUAUUGGGUGCUUCAUAAUUUGUUGGUUGCCAUUUUUCAUCGUGACUUUACUAAGAUCUCUGUGUUUAAACUGUCACUUUUAUCCUCUCCUUGUUCAAUCAUUGUCUUGGCUAGGCUAUUUUAAUUCUGCUUGUAAUCCCUUUAUAUAUACAUUCUUUAAUAAGGAUUUUAGAAAUGCGUUCAAAAAGAUAUCCUGCUAUCGUUCAUCAAACGUUGUAUAUUUAUAAAACCAAGUAUUAUUUUUAUAAUGUUUUUUUUUAAUUUUUAACUCACUUUGUAUAAAAGGUCGUUUUAUUCAUGUAUCCGAUAAAGGUUAUGCAUAGGAUGAUAAUAUGAUUGUGUAUGCGCUGUUAUAUUUACCAAUAUUGGCUGGACCAAGAUGAGUAGCGUUUAUUUAUUUGGUAUAUGUACAGACUGCUGCUUUAUAAAUAUUGUUUCCUAUCUCUUGAUAAAAUACGCAUAUUGCCUUUAUCGGAAAAAAACAUGUGUACAAGCUAUAUAUAAAUGAAGUAUUAUUGUAAGUUAUUGAAUUUAUGAUAUAUAUUUUACUAUGUGCUAUUGUAUUUGUUUUUGAAAAUUAAAUUUAAUUGUUUAUUCUG
Messenger RNA from Ruditapes philippinarum (Manila clam), 2584 nucleotides. RefSeq names its product 5-hydroxytryptamine receptor 1A-like. Gene Ontology annotation, cellular component: membrane. The record is from RefSeq and is a predicted model, not a curated record. Gene Ontology annotation, molecular function: G protein-coupled receptor activity. NCBI's taxonomy places the organism in Eukaryota, Metazoa, Mollusca, Bivalvia, Venerida, Veneridae. The coding region runs from base 473 to 2212 and encodes 579 amino acids. Gene Ontology annotation, biological process: adenylate cyclase-activating adrenergic receptor signaling pathway. The transcript has a single exon.